CGGAACGCGGGCACAAACCUAGCAGGCGCCCCGGUCCGAAACUGAGCCGAGCCGUAGCCCUGCGCAAACCCCUCAACCCUCGCCGCCGCCGUGCCGGCCGCUCAGCCCCGCCGACGCCGACGCCAUGGGCAAGUUCCGCAAGCUCGGGCGCCACGCCGCGCACCGUGUCUCCAUGCUCAGGACGAUGGUGUCGCAGCUGGUGAAGCACGAGCGCAUCGAGACCACCGUCGCGAAGGCGAAGGAGGUGCGGCGGAAGGCGGAUCAGAUGGUGCAGCUCGGCAAGGAUGGUACACUGGAUGCGGCAAGACGUGCUUCUGCUUUUGUUCGGGGAGAUGAUGUUGUUCAUAAGCUAUUCACAGAGCUGGCCUAUCGCUAUAAAGAUCGAGCCGGUGGAUACACAAGAUUGUUGCGAACUAGGAUACGAAUUGGUGAUGCUGCACCGAUGGCAUACAUUGAGUUUGUCGACAGAGAGAAUGAACUUCGAGAGGCCAAACCUGCAACGCCACCUCCACCUCAGCGUGUUCCACUUGAUCCGUGGGCCAAGUCUCGUGCUAGCCAGCAGUGGGCAGGACCGAAAAUUAGCGGGAGCUCAAAAGCAGAAGGCUUAUGAGAUCAACUAUCUCUACCAUGUUUCUUUCUGGUGAAUGAUAAUAUUCAUUUUGUCUCUAGGACUCCACGAGGCAUCAAGCUUGUGAUGCAGGAGUGUUUUGUGAGCAGAUAAUUGUCAAUAGAAUAAUUCAACUUUUGCUAUCCCUCAAUACUUAUGAGAUGUAUGAUCGAUUGGGAUGUAGUGUACUCUACGCUCACAGAGUAUAUCAUGGCCCCACAAAUGAAAUGGAUGUAUUGGUUUUCCUAUUGCUGAUGUAUAAUCAAAUGUUUAUAGAGUCACGUGGCAAA
Molecule: messenger RNA, 897 nt
Organism: Brachypodium distachyon (stiff brome)
Lineage: Eukaryota; Viridiplantae; Streptophyta; Magnoliopsida; Poales; Poaceae
Product: 50S ribosomal protein L17
Exons: 6
Coding region: 125-610 (161 amino acids)
Biological process (GO): translation
Cellular component (GO): ribosome; large ribosomal subunit
Molecular function (GO): structural constituent of ribosome
Source: RefSeq, a predicted model, not a curated record